This is a messenger RNA of Saccostrea cuccullata (small rock oyster), 1032 nucleotides long. RefSeq names its product protein UXT homolog. The record is from RefSeq and is a predicted model, not a curated record. Lineage: Eukaryota; Metazoa; Mollusca; Bivalvia; Ostreida; Ostreidae. Gene Ontology annotation, molecular function: transcription corepressor activity. The transcript is spliced from 5 exons. Bases 14 to 484 code for a protein of 156 amino acids. Gene Ontology annotation, biological process: negative regulation of transcription by RNA polymerase II.
UUUCGAUACCAGCAUGUGUGAUGCAAGCAUCCCAUCAAAAGUUGAGCAAUAUGAGCAGUUUCUAAAUGAAAGAUUGAAGACAGACCUAAGUCAAGUAUUAGAUCAGAGGGACAAAUUAUAUGGGGAAGUAGCAGAAUAUUUACAGCUUAAGACUGUCAUCGAAAGAGUAAAGGAAUCAGAUUACAAAACAGAAGGUCUGAAAACUCAAGUGGAUCUAGGUUGUAACUUCUAUGUUCAAGCACAUGUUCCAGAUGCCUCUAUGAUUUUUGUGAGUGUGGGUUAUGGAUUUUUCCUGGAAAUGACACAUGAUGAGGCCCUGAGCUUUAUUGACAAGAAAGUCUCCAUAAUAAACGACAAGAUUGACGUCCACACCAAAGACGCUGCCAAAAUAAAGGCCCAUAUCAAGCUUGUUUUACAGGGUUUACAAGAGAUACAGAAUCUAGAUUUUGAAACAGAAAAACCUUACAGAGAUGUGUUAAGCUGAGAGAACCUCCUGAGGCUAAGACUUGAAAAGACCUACAUGUACUCCAUGUUAAAGAUGAUUCUGCAGAACAUCCAGAGGCAAGCCAUGCAGGCUAAAUGGACUAAACUAAAGACUGUGAUAAAGUCAAAGAGCAGUGAAUUAACAAAAGAAUCUAUGGAAAUGACUGUCUUUCUAUGCAUUUCUCUAUUCCAUUUUCGUUGGGGAAAUGAAAUUCAAGCAUAAAGUUAUUAAAAUUUGUAAGGUUAUUUCCAUUACUAUUUUCCAUGAUUUCUCAAUUUGCUUAAAAACACAAAGUUUGAGCUAGUUCAAGAAAGAUUUGAGUCAUCUUAAGGAUUCAUCAAUUAUUCACCAUUAAGCAACCUUUAGUUAGUGCAGUGUACAUUUAUCAUGAGUCUGAGAUAGUAUAAUAACUCAGUGUAUAGAAGUAUAAGAUUGGUCAGCUAGAAAGCUGAUAGUGGGAUUAGAUUUGGAAGGCAUCUCUUAAUUAAUGUACUUUUCAGAACUGCAAUUGAAAACCCAAGUCACUUAUACAUUAAUCCAGUGCGAUU